ACCAGGUACCCAAUUUCUUCUUCAACUGUUCUUCUUCUUUCUUUCUUUUUUUUUUCUUCUAUAUUCUACCUGAUUAGGCUUCUGCCUUAUGUUUGUUACCCAAUUUCUUCUUAUUUGUGUUACGCCUUCUGCCUUCUGUUAUGACUUCUGCCAAUUUUUUUUGGUUAGACUGUGUAUCUGUGUUGUAUUAUAACACUAAUUAAUCCCAUCCAAUAACAAAUCACUCGAUGCUAUGCAAAUAUUUAAGGUAAAGUUGGCCAUUUCUGUUGUAAUAUAUACAAGAAUGAGUGUAAUAAUGUCUGUCACAUAUUUAGAAUAAUAGCAAAAGCGUUGAAACUACAAUUGAAAUGUUCAAAAUGCUUACAAAUUUUUUUUAUCAAUGGGAAAUUGUAAUAUUUUGUCCCUCCUAAAAAUUGUAAUAUUUUGUCCAUCUUUUGUUCAUAAUAGCAGAGAAUUUAUACCUGUUUGUUUGUACGGGUAAUACCCUUAACUUGAAAUGUUCAAACUGCUUACAAGUUUAAUGUUAAUGUCAUUAUUGUUUAAGAAUUAAAAGGAUGUGAGUAUGUUAUAAUGAAUGUCUAUUACGGUUAAGUAGUAAAGCAAAUACUGCAAUAUUAAUUAAUUUUAUUAUUGGUAAUGAUAUAAUUACUGUUUUUCUGAAGCUAAUUACAUGUUAUUUUUUGAAGCUAAUUACAUGUUAUUUUUAUCAGAAUGACUGUUUUGCCCCUGGAUUACAUUCGAUAAAUCAGAAUGAUUGUUUUGCCCCUGGACUACAUUCAAUAAAUCAGAAUGACUGUUUUGCCCCUAGAUUACAUUUAACUUUUAUAACAAAAAAAGUUUAUUAAUUAUUGGUAAAUUUUAUAAUUACUGUUUUUUGAAGCUAGUUACAUGUUAUUUUUUUGAAGCUAAUUACAUGUUAUUUUUAUCAGAAUGACUGUUUUGCCCCUGGAUUACAUUCAAUAAAUCAGAAUGAUUGUUUUGCCCCUGGACUACAUUCAAUAAAUCAGAAUGACUGUUUUGCCCCUAGAUUACAUUUAACUUUUAUAACAAAAAAAAGUUCAUUAAUUAUAAUUAAUAAAUCAACUCUUUAUAAUUACAUGUUAUUUUUAUCCAUGUUGUUUAAAUUUAACUCAAACUAUUUGAUCAUGUAUCAGAAAAAGGGAUUAGUUCAUAUAUAGUCCUUAUGGAUACUCUGGUACUCAACCCUGCUUAUGCUUUAUGAGCCCGACAAUUGCAAGUCGUUAACUUGAUUUGCUUGUUGUUGACUUUUAUUACACAACGUAAUAUGGCCAACAAAAAUCGGGUUAGGUUACCCACUAGAAAAGUUAGUUUAGAAAGACAAGUUGUACGGGAAGAGUUGCUACACAAUCUUUUAGAAGGUGGUCAAUAUCGUGACCUUAUUCGUAUGAGUGAAAAUGCUUUUAGGAGAUUGUGUGAAAUCUUACAAACUGUAGGUGGUCUACGACGUACGCAACACAUGUCCGUUGAGGAACAUGUUGCUAGAUUUUUGCAUAUUGUAAGUAAUGAUUUGCGAACUCGGUUUACCUCGUGGAUGUAUCGUCGCUCUAGAUCUACAACGAGUAGGUGCUUCCAUAGAGUAUUACGAUCGAUUAUAGCAAUAGUAGGUAUUUAUAUUCAGCAACCUACAGGUGAUGUUGUCCCGACAGAAAUUCAAGAAAGUAGGAGAUUUUAUCCUUUUGUCAAGGAUUGUAUAGGGGCACUAGAUGGAACUCAUGUUCUUGUCCAUGUGCCUAACAAAGAUGCCCCUAGAUACCGUGGUCGUAAGGGAUACCCGACAAUAAAUGUAUUAGCUGCUUGUACAUUUGAUUUGAAGUUUACGUAUGUGUUAACGGGUUGGGAGGGUACUGCAUCAGACUCGAGAAUAAUAAAGAACGCAUUUACUAGAGAUGAUAAACUACUAAUUCCAUCAGGUAGAUAUUGUUUACUAGAUGGGGGUUUGCCUCAUACGAAUAAACUAAUGGUGCCAUAUAGAGGUGUUAGAUAUCAUUUAAAAGAGUACUCCAUGCGUGGUCCACAAAAUUCUAAAGAGUUGUUUAAUCUUCGUCAUGCUUCCUUACAUAACGCCAUUGAGCGAGCUUUUGGUGUCCUUAAAAGAAGGUUUCCUAUCAUUCGAAGUACAAUGGAACCAUUUUACUCUUGUGAAACACAAUCUAUCAUAUUUUUGGCAUGUUGUAUUCUACACAACUUUUUAUUAGAUGAAAACCGCGACAUAAAUCUUGAAGAUGAGGUGAUACAGGAGAUCUUAAACGGACGACAAGAGAAAGAUCGUCGUAAUUCAACAGAAACAUAUGAGGAUAAUACUAGGGCAGAUCAACUAAGGAAUUCAAUUGCAAAUGAAAUGUGGGCAAAUUAUUUGGCACAUUCAAACAAUUAAAUUAAUAUGUAAAACUAGUUUCAUAUUGAUGCAUUUUGUUUUCAAUUUCACAUUUUAGUGAGGAUUGGUUUUUGAGAUUAAUUAUG
This is a messenger RNA of Lactuca sativa (garden lettuce), 2481 nucleotides long. The record is from RefSeq and is a predicted model, not a curated record. NCBI's taxonomy places the organism in Eukaryota, Viridiplantae, Streptophyta, Magnoliopsida, Asterales, Asteraceae.